AUGUCUCUACGGGAACAGUGGUGUCACCUCGUGGAGGAGGUGGCUGGCAUCAACAGCACCGAUCCGUUGCCACGAGAGUACACUCCCGUGGAGUACCUUCCGGGCGGACGCGUUAUAUCGGAGGCGGUGCUGCAGCACAUCCGCGCUGCUGCUGCUGAAUUUGAUGCGGAGUCGCGUGCGCUCUUCCACCCUCAAAUGACACCCGAAGAGGGGUAUCAUGCGGCCCCGGCUGUGGCUUGGCAGGGCACAUUUUCCUCCUCGCUCGUCAAGCCGAAUGGGAACACCACUAACAACAACAACAACAGCAGCGAUGAUGAUGAAAAAAAUAACAGUCAUAACAACAGCGGUGACUCUGGCAAGAGGCCGCGUACAUCGAGUUCGGAGGGGCCGAAUUUCUUUGAGGCGUACCGCAGACAUGUGACGGCGGCGGCGGCGGCGACAGAUGUGAAAGGAGGGAGUCGUGAAACGUUAUUUUCGGCCGCCAUCACUGCCGCCGCGGGGUCUAGUGCUUCCCGAUCACUUGGCAGCGCAUCCCGUCUUGCCUCGGGGUUUUUGCUACCGGAGUAUUACUCCCAGAAACACCGUCAGCCCGACUUUAUCCCCACCAUUCUUGUUCCGGCCUCCGUUUCAUCUCUUUUGCAGCUUUUUAACAUUCGAGAUUUUCUGGAGCGUGGUGUCUACAUUGACCCACCGACACUGUUUGUGGAUGAAGAGACGGGGGCUGUAAAUGUGCAGGAAAGCAAGCCAGACACCGUCAUUGUGUCCCCUGGAAGCUUUUUGGAUACGGAAAAGUACACCGUGGCGUAUAAAAUGUUUCGUGUGGUGGAUGAUCCGCAGCAGGUAAAAAAUUGGCAGCAUGUGUGUGCGUGCAUCGUGGAUGGAAACGAGUGGCAGUUUCGUGGUUGGUUUCCCAACGAACCCGCCCCCGUGCCCGUGAGUGAAUUAUUCCAGCGACUCUGUGGCUUCCUGCCGUACCUGGAGGAGGAAAAGCUGCCAAAGGCAUUGCAACAAUGGCACGUUAAGCCACUCCCACUGACGCGUCGUGUUGUCAAAUCGCAUGCGCACAUUCUUCAGGCCUCUGUUUUUUGGGAGCGCUUGUACACGUUCCUGGAGACACAUCCCUUUUUCAAGCUCUUCACGGUGCCGCUUGACUGA
Trypanosoma cruzi is the source of this 1155-nucleotide messenger RNA. RefSeq lists its product as uncharacterized. Gene Ontology annotation, molecular function: RNA polymerase II complex binding. Gene Ontology annotation, biological process: transcription elongation by RNA polymerase II; positive regulation of transcription elongation by RNA polymerase II. The record is from RefSeq and is a predicted model, not a curated record. Bases 1 to 1155 code for a protein of 384 amino acids. Gene Ontology annotation, cellular component: Cdc73/Paf1 complex. NCBI's taxonomy places the organism in Eukaryota, Euglenozoa, Kinetoplastea, Trypanosomatida, Trypanosomatidae. The transcript has a single exon.